This is a messenger RNA of Uloborus diversus, 4951 nucleotides long. It is a transcript of the gene Uggt, whose product is annotated as UDP-glucose:glycoprotein glucosyltransferase 1-like. NCBI's taxonomy places the organism in Eukaryota, Metazoa, Arthropoda, Arachnida, Araneae, Uloboridae. Gene Ontology annotation, cellular component: endoplasmic reticulum. The record is from RefSeq and is a predicted model, not a curated record. Gene Ontology annotation, molecular function: UDP-glucose:glycoprotein glucosyltransferase activity.
CCUUCGUAAUCAUAACAAAAUUGAAUUCAAAAUUAAACAAAUGUCUUUAAAUGUAUUAAAAUGAAUUUUAACUUAUUUUUUCCAGCUUCAAUGAUACAUCAAAUAUUAGAUUCUUUACCUCUUGCUUUCUAUGAACUGAAUUCUGUGUUAUUUAUUUUUGUCUUUGUUAUUUAUUAUGUGUGUGUAGUGCUUGCUACAUGAAAGGUGUUUGAAGUGACGAAUAUUUAUGCAAAGAUUGUAAAUAAAUUUUUCCAUCUGUGAAAGAAGUUUCAUUGAAACAAACAAGGUUACAAUGAAUUUUUCUCAGAGAUGUCUACUUAUCCAUGCAGCUCUAUGUAUAUUAAGAUUUGUUCAAGCACAAACUCUGCAGAAGUCGGUUUCUGUUGUAUUAGAUGCAAAGUGGUUAGAUACACCGUUGCAUUUAGAAGCCAGUGAAUUCUUAGCAGAAGAAAGCCCAGAACUAUUCUGGAAAUUUAUUAAUGAUUGUUCAAAAUUACAAAACAAUAUCUUCCAUAAAAAUGUAGCUAAAGCUUCAUAUGAAUCUGUAUUGAAUAUUAGCAGUAAUUAUCUCUCACCUACAAAAGUUGCUCUACUUAAAUUUUCCUUGGCUCUUCGAACAUAUUCUCCUGCUGUGGAAUUGUUUCACCAAAUUGCCUACGAUCAAAACUUUCCUGCUAACUGCGAAGUGAUUGCUAUUGUUGGUGAAGAAAUUGCUUGUGACAUUCCUACAUUAAAAUCCCUUUUGUCAGAAUCUUCAAGGAAUGCUACUUCUGUUGUGUAUCAAGUUGAUCACAUCUUCCCAAAUGCUGCUCAAUCUGCAGAUGUCAUUCUUUAUGGAGAAAUUGGCACAUCUUCAUUUAAUAAGCUUUAUAACUUUCUUAUGAGCAAAGCUGAAAAGAGCGAACUCUCUUUUGCAGUUCGUCAUUUUGUUGCUAAAAGAAAAAAGAGGAAAGUUCGUCUAUCUGGUUAUGGUGUGGAAUUAGCCGUAAAAAGCACCGAGUAUAAAGCCCAAGAUGAUACAAAAGUAAAAGAAGAAAAGGGAAAUCUAGUACAAGAGGAAAUAGAUAAGUUUGAAGAACAUGAAGGCUUCAUUUUCAGUAAAUUAAAAGAGUUGCAUCCAUCAAAAAAAGAUGAAUUAGAACAACUAAAAUCACAUAUUCUUGACAGUGCCAAAGAAAUUCCCAGUUUAAAAGUAUGGGAAUUACAAGAACUCAGUUUACAAGCUGCUCAAAGAAUAUUGGACUCGCCUGUUGAAGAAGCUUUAAGGAUCAUGAAAGAAAUUGCACAAAAUUUCCCAACUCAAGCCCGUUCUUUGAUACAUGUUUCUGUUUCGAGUGACAUGAGGAAAGAAAUGGAUAGCAAUCAGCAGAUGUUUCUUCAUCAUCAUAAUUUAGGUCCUUCUGAUGCUGCAGUGUUUCUAAAUGGAAUGUUUUUUGACAUGGAUACCACAGACAUAUUUUCUUUACUACAAGUUAUCAAACAAGAAACUAGAAUUCUUGAAUCUUUGCACAAGUCAAAAAUAAAUGAAGAGAUGCUCACGAAACUUUUGAAAAUGGAUUUUGCUUUAGAUAAAGAAGAAUAUGCUGUAGACAUCAGAGAUUCAUCCAUACAAUACAUUAAUGAUAUUGAAACAGAUCGUCAGUACCGAACUUGGCCCAGCAGUGUUCAGGACUUGUUACGACCAGCAUAUCCUGGAAUGUUACGCAACAUCAAGAAAAAUAUGUACCAUUUGGUAAUCGCUGCUGAUCCUUCUAAAAGUAAUGCCAAGGAUAUCUUUAAACUGGCUGAAUCAUUUUAUGUCCAUAAAGCACCAGUGAGGAUUGGGUUACUGUUUGCAGUAAAUCCUGAUUUCUCUGUGGAUGGUUUCCAUGAUACAGGAGUGGCCUUCUUGAAUGCGUUUAAUUUUAUAAGUCAAGAUAAAACUCCAUAUGAUGGACUUGCUUUUAUAACUGAAGUGUAUGCUAAUAAUGAAGAUUCUGAAAUAUCUAUAGACAGUGUUACUUCACAUUUUAAAUCAAUGUAUCCUAAUGAGGAUAUGGAUUUGAUAUUUGGUCUAGAUUCUGAUUAUGACACAGGAAGAAAGGCAGCUUGGGAGUUUAUUAAUAAAACUGGUCUUGGUAAACCUCCUCAGGUGUUGUUGAAUGGUGUAAUGCUGAAGCAAAUGCAGUUGACGGCAGAUAUGUUUGAGGAAGCAAUUUUGAGUGAAAUAAUGAGACAAACUCCUCCUCUUCAGAAAAGUAUUUACAAGGGUGAACUUACAGAUUCCCAUAACAUUUUAGAUUUUUUGAUGGAUCAAAAAAAUGUUAUGCCGAGACUAAAUCAGCGUAUUCUUAGCUCUGAUUCAACUUACAUUGAUCUUAUAAAUGGCAACGCUGAUAUGAUGUUGAAAAAAAUGAAAUAUUUUGUCAAAAGAGAUGAGGAUGAUUUUCGCUCAUUGACUGUCUGGAUUGUUUGUGACGUAAAUACUGCUGAGGGUCGUGCUCUUCUACUGUCUGCCCUUUCUCAUCUUAAAACUAGUUUACAUACUCGAAUUGGAGUUAUACACAAUCCAAGUGCCUCAAUAGCAUCCAGGAACAUAAUCAGCAAGUCCAUUGAAGUUGCCUUAGAAGUGUUAGAUCGCCAUACUGCUAAACUAUUUGUUACAAAGUUGUUGAAGCCUGCUAAUGCAAAGCAAGUGAUGAAUGGUGAAAAAUCUGUUACUGAUUUUUCAAUAUCGACAAUGGAGAAUGAAAUAUUUCUUAAACAUUUAGAGGCUUUUGAUGAAGAAAAUAUGUCUUUUCAUGAGAAAUUUUGCAAAAAUACUUUGAAACUAUCAUCUGGUGACAGAGCUAUUGUCAUAAAUGGAAGGGUAAUUGGUCCGUUGGAGGAUGGAGAGGAAUUUACUCAAGAAGAUUUUCACCUGCUAGAAAUAUAUUCAACUGGAUUAUAUGCUGACAAGAUAGUUUCUGAAUUCAAAACACAUUCAAAAGAUGGAAAACUUGAUAGUGAUAUGUUGAUGAAAAUUUCUUCAGUUCUUCUUGCUCAUUCACAGCCAAAAGUGAGGCAUGAAAUAAAGUUCUUUAGUGACAAAUUUAGUGCUAUUAAAAUUCCUGCUGCCCAGCUUGAAGAGCCAGCUCAUGAAGUUGUUGUCAUAGUGGAUCCUGUGUCUAAAGGAGCUGCAAAGCUGUCCUCGAUGCUUAUGGUACUCCAGAGGGUCAUCAAUGCUCAUUUCAAAAUAUUUCUUAAUUGUGUUGAUAAGCACUCUGCUAUGCCUUUACGAAGUUUUUACCGCUUUGUCCUGAAUGAAGAACCUGUUUUCGGAACAAAUGGGGAGUUUGGCGUUGCACCACUGGCAAAGUUUUCUGGUUUACCUUCUUCACCCUUGUUUACUCUUGGCAUGAUCACUCCAGAAAAUUGGCUUGUUGAAGUCGUCAAAUCUCCUUAUGACUUAGACAACAUUCAUCUUGAACAGGUGGAAAGCAGUGUGCAUGCUGAUUUUGAAUUAGAACAUUUAUUAAUAGAAGGCCACUGCUUUGAACAAUCAUCUGGGAACCCUCCUCGUGGGCUGCAGUUUAUACUUGGUACUAAAAGCUCCCCUGCUGUUGUUGAUACUAUUGUCAUGGCAAAUUUGGGUUAUUUUCAACUGAAAGCAAACCCUGGUGCUUGGCAUUUGAAUUUGCGUCAAGGUAGAUCAACUGACAUCUACGAUAUUGUUGGGAGUGAUAACACUGAUAUGACUGCUGGGUCAUCAGAUCUGUUAAUUUUAAUUAGCUCUUUUAGAAGCCAUAUAAUUAAAGUCAAAGUUGCUAAAAAGCCUGGAAAGCAAUUUGAAGAACUUCUGUAUGAUGAUGCUGACACUGAUAAUGGAAUAUGGAGUACUAUUACCAGCAUGCCUAUCAUUGGUGGAAUAGUCGAGGAAUGGAGAACUAUUUGGCUUGAAAUUAAAAGUACCUUGUCUGGGAAUAAAGGUGAAAUGGAUGCUGUUGAUGAUAAAAUCAAUAUAUUCUCUUUAGCUUCUGGACAUCUAUAUGAGCGAUUAUUAAGGAUUAUGAUGUUGAGUGUUUUGAAGAACACUAAAACACCAGUAAAGUUCUGGUUUUUGAAGAACUUUUUGUCGCCAACCUUUAAGGAUUUCCUGCCACACAUGGCUAAGCAUUAUGGAUUCGAGUAUGAGUUAGUUCAAUACAAGUGGCCAAGAUGGUUAAAUCAGCAAAGUGAAAAGCAACGUGUGAUUUGGGGGUACAAAAUUUUAUUUUUGGAUGUUUUGUUUCCUUUGGAUGUGAAAAAAUUUAUAUUUGUAGAUGCUGAUCAAGUUGUUAGAGCUGACAUGAAAGAAUUGAAUGACCUUGAUUUAGGUGGUGCUCCAUAUGGUUAUACUCCAUUUUGUGAUAGUCGUAAAGAUAUGGAUGGCUAUAGAUUUUGGAAAUCUGGGUACUGGGCUUCCCAUUUAGCAGGAAGAAAGUAUCACAUUAGUGCACUUUAUGUUGUGGACUUGAAAAGGUUUCGCAGAGUAGCUGCUGGUGACAGGAUAAGAGGGCAAUACCAAGGACUCAGCCAAGAUCCCAACAGUCUUUCCAACUUAGAUCAGGAUCUUCCAAAUAAUAUGAUUCAUCAAGUGGCCAUAAAAUCUUUACCACAGGAGUGGCUGUGGUGUGAAACAUGGUGUUCUGAUGAUACCAAAAAAUAUGCAAAAACAAUUGAUUUGUGUAAUAAUCCAAAAACUAAGGAGUCAAAGCUUCAAAGUGCCAUGCGUAUUAUUCCUGAAUGGAAAGAUUAUGAUUCUGAGAUUAAAAAUUUGUUUCAAGAAUUUGAAAAACAAAAAACUUCAGUCCAAACAGAUGACAGUGUGAAAACCACAGAUGAUCAUGAUGAAUUAUGAUAACGGACUGUGUCAAUUUUGUACUGGGUGAUAUUAGGAAUAAAUUUUUUAAUGAAAUUAUUUCCAGUUUUCAUUAUUUUUUUAAUUGUGUGA